AUGGACGUACCACCGAUGGAAACACGCUCUAGUGAAGAUCCGGACGUUCGGAAAGCCUUCUCCGAGAGUAUUCUUCAUCUUUUGCGUCCACUGUCAGCGCUCGAGAUGGCCGAAUCCGUGGUGCAGCAACCAUCAUCAAGAUGUGACUCAGCCAUUUCCGGCCGCAGUGGCUUAUCAGAGCCGUUCAGCGAUUUAGAUGAAUCUUACAUUCUUUUGGAUCAACGUGCAAAGCAACCGGGCAGCGAUGAAGGUGACGAUAUGAUGCUGCUCAACCAGUUUACCGCCGAGUUCCGGCACGUCUAUGAUCAACUGCUUGCCGAGCAGCAGCAACGGGAGCAGCAGCCGGGCCCGGCAGUGGAAGUGGAAAAUGCCGAAGAUUUAUUAUUGCCACCGAGCGACAGUGCCGCAGGUGAAGCGGAACCAGAACCAGACGCUAGGCGGACGAGUGAUUUUCCGAUGUUCGAAGCGGCACCGAGUGGCUUUAGUGCAGAGUUUCAAAGUUUCAUCGACGAGAUGCUCCACAAGUGUAACCUUAAGCAUCACCUGGACGAGCAGCAAAAGCAGCAGUCGCACCGUGGCCGUGGCCGUCGGCAGCGCAAAGUGCAACCGAUCGAUCCGAAGGAGCAGCAGCAGCUGCUGCUGCUAGAACCCGCCGACCGUGAUUCACUGUCCGGGGUGUGGUGUAUGCUGGAUGCGGUCUCUGAACCGAACGGUUUCCCAAUCACCGAUGGACCGUACGAUCUGUACGAGGACGAGCGCUUUGCCUGGUUGCUCGGGGAGGACAUACCCUGGGCACGGCUCGAAGUAUCACGCAAGCGGUGCGAGCAGUGGCUCAAGAUGGGUCCGACCGCUUCCAAGACCGACGAGAAACGCUCUCAGAAGUCACACAAAACAUACGAAAGAAAUCCCGUCCUCGUGCGGUCCACGCUGCACAGUGCUGCUCUCGGCAGCGGUAGUCACUGUCCGGAUUCCGUGUAUCGGGUUAAAGAAGAUAAGACGCGCCGCGACAACGAUGACGAUUACAUCUUUUCACGCUCGAGAUGCCCGCUCGAGAAACCACUGCGCUCGAGAUGCGAAACGAUAAUGGUAUAA
Messenger RNA from Anopheles aquasalis, 1092 nucleotides. RefSeq lists its product as uncharacterized. The record is from RefSeq and is a predicted model, not a curated record. NCBI's taxonomy places the organism in Eukaryota, Metazoa, Arthropoda, Insecta, Diptera, Culicidae.